AAAAUAAUCCAACAGCGUGCCCCAGCUCCUAUUCCGCACAUGCGCCCUACAAUGAUCUUGAAUAUAUGAUCUUCUGCUCUGCCGUCUGCCAUAUCGCUUCUGAUCGUCUACUCUGACCUCAAGCAUGGCAAUGACGAUCGAUCUAGGGCCACUAGGCCAGCAAAAUCUCCCUUCAACUCUGCUUAUAGGCGUUGGGGUGCUCACGCUAGCCUCGAUCGCUUUUACUGUGACAAGAGUGUUUCUGAGUACCUUCAUUCUGCCAGGAAGAUCCCUAUCCUCCUACGGCGGGAAAGGUUCAUGGGCUGUUGUGACCGGCGCGUCCGAUGGCAUUGGGAAAGAAUAUGCUCUACAAUUGGCAAAGAAAGGCUUCAGUCUCAUCCUGGUCUCCCGCACUGCCUCGAAGCUCGAAUCCCUCUCGGCCCAGAUCAAGACCUCUUCUCCCAACGUCUCAGUGGAAACUCUGGCCAUGGAUUUCUCGCAAAACCUAGAUAAAGACUAUGCGUCGCUGGCAUCGCUGGUACAAGGCAAACGCGUUGCCAUCCUGAUCAACAACGUGGGCCAGAGUCACAGCAUUCCUGUGACUUUCGCGGAAACGCCCUUGCCCGAAAUGACAAACAUCAUCAAUAUCAACUGUCUGGGCACACUCCGGGCAACCCAGACAGUGCUCCCAAGCAUGCUGCCACAAAAGAAAGGGCUGAUCUUGACAAUGGGAUCUUUCGGCGGAUUGACGCCCACACCACUGUUGGCAACAUAUUCUGGUUCAAAAGCAUUUCUUCAACAAUGGUCCAACGCUCUGGCCUCCGAGCUGGCCCCAAGUGGCAUCGACGUCUUCUUUGUCCAUUCGUACCUGGUUACGUCCUCGAUGUCCAAGAUCCGCCGAGCGAAUUGGCAGGUCCCUACAGAAAAGGCGUUUGUGAAAUCCACAUUGGCGAAGAUCGGUCGAAGGGGUGGGAGCAUUGGCUACCCAUACAGUGGAAGCCCUUACUGGAGCCAUGCCCUGGUGGCAGCACUGAUCACGGGCGUACUUGGUCCAAUGAACAGCAUCUUACUUGGAAUUAAUAAGAAGAUGCAUGUGGAUAUCCGGAGAAGAGCAUUGAAGAAGGCGGAGCGUGAGGCACAGAAGGGCAAAAAGGCUGCAUAAUGGUUCGGCUGUGGUUAUGUGGCAAUCAUCUCUUAACGUAUUACUUUCACCCAAGAUGGCCUCUGCAAGCAUUCGGGUAGAAUCGUGUCGCCAGGAGCCUAGAAUCAAAGUAUAGAGAGGCUCUCUAGGUCAAGACGAUGGCAAUGUUACCUAUGCAUAUCGAA
Messenger RNA from Cladophialophora immunda, 1305 nucleotides. RefSeq lists its product as uncharacterized. Gene Ontology annotation, biological process: fatty acid elongation. The transcript has 2 exons. Lineage: Eukaryota; Fungi; Ascomycota; Eurotiomycetes; Chaetothyriales; Herpotrichiellaceae. Bases 125 to 1141 code for a protein of 338 amino acids. The record is from RefSeq and is a predicted model, not a curated record. Gene Ontology annotation, molecular function: ketoreductase activity. Gene Ontology annotation, cellular component: endoplasmic reticulum.